GACGGUAUCUGGGUUGUAGCCAUUUUCAGUUUUCCGGAAAAUUUUAUUAUUCUACUUUCAUUUACUCGACAUAUUUCGCAACAACAACAGCUGAAUUUGGUUUUGUGAUGGAUUAGUUUGUACAAGAAAAGUGUAGAAAAGAACAAAAGAUACAGCAAUAUGGCAGGAUUACCCGGUCAGGGAUUUCAGCCGGGCUCAGCAGCCGCCCCAUCAUCACAAGUGGAGAUCAGUGUUUCAUGCAGAAAUUUAAGGGACAAGGAUGCAUUCUCUAAAUCAGAUCCAAUGUGUGUAUUGUACGCCUGGGACAUCAAAGGAAGCUCAUUUCAUGAGUUUGGAAGAACAGAGAUGAUUAAAGAUACCUUAAAUCCUGAUUUUGUGAAAAAGUUUACCAUGAGUUAUUUCUUCGAAGAAUCUCAAAAACUGAAGUUUGAAAUAUAUGAUGUAGACUCACCUGCUGCAAGACUCACAGCGCAUGAUUUCCUUGGUCGGAUGGAAUGCACACUUGGUGAAAUAGUAGGUUGCGGUAGUGGACGUAUAGAAAAGAAACUUCUGGGAAUACAGGGUACAGCAAAAAUAUUUGUAAGGGCUGAGGAAUUAAGUUCAUCCAAGGAAACUGUGUACAUGCAGAUGAGGGCAUCAGGUUUAGAUAAGAAAGAUUUCCUUGGCAAAUCAGAUCCAUUUCUGCUAUUUUACCGAGCAAACGGAGAUGGAAGCUAUACAGUUGUACAUAAGACAGAAGUAAUCAAAAAUACACUAAAUCCAACUUGGAAACCAUUUUCUGUAACAGCAAGGACAUUGUGCAAUGGAGAUCAUGAUAGAACUAUAAAAAUAGAAUGCUAUGACUGGGACUCUGAUGGAAGCAGUCAUGAUCUGAUUGGAGAAUUUUCCACAAACUUAAAAGAACUAGCCAAAGCACCUGCCUCAAAUACUAUAUAUCAAGUCAUUAACCCAAAGAAAAAGGCAAAGAAGAGGAAUUACAAAAAUUCCGGGGAAUUAAUGGUUAUGAAUUGUAAAGUAGAAAUUGUACCAUCUUUCCUGGAUUACCUUCAGGGAGGAGUGGAAAUGAAUUUUACAGUGGCAAUAGAUUUCACAGCAUCCAAUGGCAACCCAUCACAGCCUAAUUCCUUACAUUACUAUGACCCAUAUAAACAGAACCAGUAUGCCUCUGCCAUUCAAGCUGUCGGCGAAAUAAUACAGGACUAUGAUUCAGAUAAAAUGUUUCCUGUAUUAGGAUUUGGUGCUAGGUUACCAGAUGGUUCAGUGUCACAUGAAUUUCCAUGUAAUUUCAGCCCUAACAAUCCAUACUGUGCUGGUAUACAGGGUGUGCUACAAGCUUACUACACUUCAUUGAAACAAGUUCAGCUUUAUGGACCAACAAAUUUCUCACCAGUCAUUAAUCAUGUUAUGAGAUUUGCUUCGGCAAAACAAGAUGGUUCAAGUUAUUUUGUUCUGCUUAUCAUUACUGAUGGAGUCAUCACAGAUAUGCCACAGACCAUACACUCCAUAGUCAAUGCAUCCCAUUUACCCAUGUCUAUCAUCAUAGUGGGAGUUGGCAAUGCUGAAUUUGAUGCCAUGGAUGUUCUGGAUGCAGAUGGGAAGAGACUAGGUAUAGAUAAUAGAUAUGCUGAGAGGGAUAUUGUGCAAUUUGUUCCAUUCCGAGAUUUUAUGAGGGGAGCAUACGGAAGUAACCAGAGCCUAAUGCAAGCUGCUCUCGCUAAGUCAGUCCUCGCAGAAAUACCAGAUCAAGUUAUUCAUUACAUGAAGAAAAAAGGUAUAAAACCUAAACCCCAGAGACCUCAGCGACCAAUGGCUCCUGCCACAGCAGGUACACAACCAGUUGGUCAACAAGGUCAGGGCCCCUAUCCUGGGGCUCAGCCGGGCGGACAAGGAUACCCGCAGGGACCACCUCAGCAAGGAGGACUGGGAUACCCACAGGGACCACCACAGCAGAUGGGUCAGCAAGGUCCAGGAUAUCCACAAGGGGGACCAUAUGGAGGACAGCCUGCAGGUCAACAGGGUCAAGGUUACCCUACAGGAGGCCAACAAGGGGGACAAUCUGGUCAGCCUCAGGGGACAGGUGCUCCACCAUAUCCUCAAGGUGGAAGUCAAGCCCCAUAUCCCCAGAGUGGUGUAGGUGCUCCACCAUACUCUCAGGGUGGGGGUCAAGCCCCAUACCCACAAGGAACUACAGGUGCACCACCAUACCCUCAGAGUUCAGGUCAAGCUCCAUAUCCCCAGGGCAGUGCAGGCGCACCACCAUACCCUCAGGGGGCAGGUCAAGCUCCCUAUCCCCAGGGCAGUGCAGGUGCACCUCCUUAUCCUCAGGGGGCAGGUCAGGCCCCAUAUCCCCAAGGGAGUGCAGGCGCUCCACCAUACCCUCAAGGUGGGAGUCAAGCCCAACAGGGGUCUGCACCUUACCCCACAGGACCACCAGGUCCACCUCAAAGGCCCCCACCUACAUACCAGAGUGCUCAGCAAAAAUAAACAUCUUCCAGUCACAGAACUUUCAAUUAGUCAUCAGUCAGCUUGAAGGAAAAGAAGAGGUUAAGAUAUUAUUACACACUCGUUCUUUAGUAGUAUAAUACUGUGCUCCUGAAGUCACGCUGAUUUUUGCUGCAGAACUAGUGCAUAUUUCCAAUAGAGUGCGUAUAACUUAUAAUUAUUUAACCUUUUGGUGCUUGGAUUGGACUGGGAUAAAAGAAAUCACGGGUCUAAGUGAAAUUCAAUUUAGCAGAAGGUGUUAAAACUUUAAUAUCUGUGUACAUUGGUAUGUUAGCACAUUAGAUGGAUGUAUAGUUAAUUCUCAAAAAAAAAAAGUUAUUUAUCAAGAUUUAUAAAGAAUAUUUAAUAAUGUAUACUUUAUGUACAAAACACUCAAUUGUAAUACUUGUACUGCAUGUUUUUCAGUGGGUUAUUGAAAUGUUACAGUAAUUUCAUAGAAUUUUUUUUUUUUUACUUAUAUAUUUAAUUGAUAUAUCUUUUACUCAUCAACACAAGAUCUUACAUUUUUGCAAGUGGCUUAACAAUGAUAUCAGGUGUAAACAUACUUAUAUAAACUGGCCAUAUAUUUCUGCACUUUAAGCGCUCUGGCAGGGUUGCACCAAAUUGAUAUUCCACUGAUGUAUGUACCACUACAGUCUAACCUGUACUAACGGUCACCUCUGAUCAGCGGUCACCUGUGUUCAGCGGCCAUUUUAUGACGCCCCCGACGGAUUUUCCUCUAUUUUAUCACUUUAUUCAGCGGCCACCUGUCGUCCGCGGCCAGCCACCAAAAUUGCCUCCCGAUCACCAUAUUUGACCCCUUUCAGCGGCCAUUUUUCUUCCAAAACCAAUUAUUUUUAGGCAAUAAUCGCCGAAGAUACCCGAUUUUUGAGAAACACAUGAUUGCUAAGUUUAAAUAUAUAAACCGCUCGAUCUUUUACGGAACGUAACAGCAAUGUUAAAUUUUAGCGUAGACAAUAAGCGCGGAGAGUAGCUUCCCUUACCAAAACGGCGAAAACUGUAAACAAACUUCUUUUGAAGUUGGAAAAUUGUCUGUAACAACUUUUGUUGUAAAAAAAAAAAGCAUGCCGUAGUUUUAGAUUGCUAAGAAGACCAUUCAUAUUGCGAAGGCAAAUGCACGUCAUUGUAUCAAGGUAAAAUAAUAAUGGAAAACCCAAAAAGAAUUUGGCCUAAAGGCUAAACUGGUCAGAAGUCUGAAAAUACAUAUAUUGGCUGCACCUCCGAUCAGCGGUCACCUGGCUUAAGCGGCCAAAUUGUCUGCUUCCCUUGGCUGGCUGCUUAAGACAGGUUAGACUGUACUUGCCAUUUGUAGGAUUUCUCUUUUCCUUUAUUGUUAGUGUAAUUAUGUCUCCCCCAGGAGACAUAUUGUUUUUGCCCUGUCCGUCCGUCCUUCCGUCCGUACGUCACACUUCAUUUCCGAGCAAUAACUGGAGAACCAUUUGACCUAGAACCUUCAAACUUCAUAGGGUUGUAGGGCAGCUGGAGUAGACGACCCCUAUUGUUUUUGGGGUCACUCCGUCAAAGGUCAAGGUCACAGGGGCCUGAACAUUGAAAACCAUUUCCAAUCAAUAACUAGAGAACCACUUGACCCAGAAUGUUGAAACUUCAUAGGAUGAUUGGUCAUGAAGAGUAGAUGACCCCUAUUGAUUUUGGGGUCACUCCGUCAAAGGUCAAGGUCACAGGGGCCUGAACAUU
Mercenaria mercenaria is the source of this 4197-nucleotide messenger RNA. RefSeq names its product copine-8-like. Gene Ontology annotation, molecular function: calcium-dependent phospholipid binding. Gene Ontology annotation, biological process: cellular response to calcium ion. NCBI's taxonomy places the organism in Eukaryota, Metazoa, Mollusca, Bivalvia, Venerida, Veneridae. The record is from RefSeq and is a predicted model, not a curated record. The coding region runs from base 160 to 2484 and encodes 774 amino acids. The transcript is spliced from 19 exons. Gene Ontology annotation, cellular component: plasma membrane.